AUGCCCGAAUGUGGAGGCAUGAGUCGAUACGCGCACCUUAAGGCUGUUUUCACCCGACGUCCUAGCCAAGACACCGAGGUCAAGGAGGAUUCGAGGUCCGAAACCACACUGGUACCGGAUUACAAAAAGAGAGACGUUCCCCAGGAUUAUAAUGGUAAGGACUUCGAGACCAAGUUAUGA
Messenger RNA from Penicillium paradoxum, 180 nucleotides. RefSeq lists its product as uncharacterized. NCBI's taxonomy places the organism in Eukaryota, Fungi, Ascomycota, Eurotiomycetes, Eurotiales, Aspergillaceae. The transcript is spliced from 2 exons. The record is from RefSeq and is a predicted model, not a curated record. The coding region runs from base 1 to 180 and encodes 59 amino acids.